Messenger RNA from Harmonia axyridis, 1798 nucleotides. RefSeq names its product lachesin-like. The coding region runs from base 322 to 1620 and encodes 432 amino acids. The transcript has 11 exons. Lineage: Eukaryota; Metazoa; Arthropoda; Insecta; Coleoptera; Coccinellidae. Gene Ontology annotation, cellular component: neuron projection. The record is from RefSeq and is a predicted model, not a curated record.
UUACGGAGAAUCUGGCUGCCAGUGUCGCGAAGCGUCUUGAAUCAGCGCGAACGUAAUCGUCCAACUAGGCGCGAUAUGCGCGCUUAGCCUUAACGCGUAGAUACUUGCGAACUGUUGGGAUUUGUGACAGUUAACCGUGUUUACAAAUAAACGAUCUUCGCUUAAGUGUUUUGGAUUUGUUUUUUACUGUUGAGGAAUUGCAAUUGAGUUCUAGAACGAAGAUGUAGUAAGAAGACCUGAGUAGUAACGUCCUGAAUAUCACAAAAAAAAAUAUUCUUGAGAUGACAUAAAUGUGAAAAUCAGUUGAAAUGUGCAUUUAAAAUGAACUGGAUAAUGGAAUUCAAUAUUUUAUUUAUGUUCUUCAUUUAUCAAAGUUAUGUCAGAGCCGAACAAUCAUCAGUAUCAACAGCAGGUAAACUCCAAGAAACACCGGAUUUUGAUGGUGUGAUAAAAAACAUCACCAUUGCAAUAGGGCGGGAAGCAAUUUUGAGCUGUUCAGUUACAGAUCUUGGACAUUAUAAGGUGGGAUGGAUGAAAGCUGAUGAUCAAACAAUCCUCAGCUUACAUACCAGAGUUAUAACACAUAACCCCAGGAUAUCAGUAACUCACGAUGAUAGUUUGAAAACGUGGCAGUUACGUAUAAGGCAAUUGAAGGAAUCUGAUCGUGGUUGCUAUAUGUGCCAGAUUAAUACGUCCCAGAUGAAGAAGCAGGUUGGAUGUGUUGAUGUUCAAGUGCCACCCGAUAUCGACGAUUCAGGAACGAGCGGCGAUGUCACGAUUUCGGAAGGCGAGAACGUCACGCUGUCUUGCAGCGCGACAGGCCAUCCAGAGCCCAGAAUACUUUGGCGGCGCGAGGAUGGUAAUCACAUUACACAGCACGUCUCUCCCCGUGAGACCCAGAAAGUGGACACAUACAGCGGAUCCGUUUUGAAUCUGGUGCACAUCGAUCGCUACCAAAUGGGUUCCUAUCUUUGUAUUGCCAGCAAUGAUGUGCCGCCAGCAGUCAGCAAGAGGGUCACCCUUUUUGUGAACUUUCCCCCGAUUAUCCAAGUUGCAAAGCCAUUAGUGGGAAGCCCACGAACUUUCAACAUGAAGCUGAGAUGCGAAGUUGAAUCAUUCCCACCCUCUCAUAAUUACUGGAUGAAAGAACGUGAUGAGAUCUUGCUGGAAGGAGGAAAAUAUUCAAUAGUUGAAAAGAGGAGUGGAACCAAGUGUGCCAUGAUUCUCACGAUCCACAACGUGUCCCACGAAGACUUUGCAAGUUACAGCUGCGUAGCUGCAAACAUCAAAGGAAAAUCAGACGCGACCAUUCGUCUCUACGAGAUUGUGCUGACGACUACUACAACAACUACUACCACAACUACAACCACGACUACUCCAUCAACUACUAUAACUAAUCUUAUUCUUGAAAUAACAAGAAGUAGCGAACGGCCAUCGAAUUCCAUGUCGAAUUUCAUUGGUGGUCCAAAUGCUGAGGAUGUCAGGCACCCGGACUGGUUUUACCCCAGCAUUGCCCCGGAGCCAUUAGAAUUGGAAACCAUUUCUGGAAUGAGUGCUCCACUUGAAAUUACUUCUCAUUAUCAUAUCAUAACGCUCUCGAUAUUGUUCGCUCUCAGGUGACAUAUCUGGUAAUGGUACGCCGAUUCAUCAAACCCUUAAUAUCGCUAAUGCACCCCCCUGUCCUUAAGAUUAGUUACGAGUUUUAUAAAUGAGUCGAAUAUGAUCCCAUUUAUAUCUGUGACGUUCAUAUCAUUGAGAAGUGGAAUGGUCAUGAAUUUCGAUAUUCGUCGAUGAGGGA